Messenger RNA from Mesorhabditis spiculigera, 1161 nucleotides. NCBI's taxonomy places the organism in Eukaryota, Metazoa, Nematoda, Chromadorea, Rhabditida, Rhabditidae. The record is from the annotation of a GenBank genome assembly.
AUGCAAUUUUCUAAGAGAAUAUCACAAUUCUUCUUUUUUAUAGUUGUACUCCACUCCAUAAGCGCUCAAAACGCUACGCUGACAGCUAUUGACGGUUCCUACAUAGCGUUCGGGGAUACGGUGGGGAAGACGGUGUUAGUAGUGGAUAGUGAUUGCGUGGACUGCCUAAUCUACGUCCAACUAUUUGUUGAUGCCAUCACCGCCACGACGUUCACGAUCAGUGACGGGACGGAUACGGUCGACUCGAAAAACUUCACGGCGCCCCGGUUCUUUGGCCCAAAGGUUACGGUGGAUUUGCAGAAAAAUUACUACUCGAACUACGUCCUUUCCUUUACACGAACCACAGAGAAAUCGAAAAACACAGCCAAGUUCGAUUUCACCCACCAGCUGAGCCGGCUUGACGAUAAAGGGGAGACGAAUGUCGUGCAAGCAAGUCCCAACCCCCAAGCGCACACCUUUUUCUGCGACGACGACGAGCCGAUAUUUUCGGUGGACGUCAAGGAUGUGUCCUCAAACUGCACGGUCGAGCUCUACCUCUCCGGAAUCCCCGGCAGCGACGACGGCAAGGAGAAAUACAGGCUCAUGCAUUUUAACUCCACGACGCUGAUCGGCUACAUUACAAGCUACGUCCGUAGCCCGGCGGCCACGUUUUUGGUGCCAGCCGGAUGCAAUGCUACGCUUAUCGUGAAGCCUACUACUGAAGCCGACGUCGUCGCCCCAAAGCCGGUACCCCAAGCCUGGGGCUGGGUGAUGAGCCACGAAUACCCCGGGAAUUUCGCGGCAACACCGGCAAAUGUUGGCCACCGGAAUCUGACGAUAGAGUCGAGCUGGAAAGAAGAAGCCUUCGUCGGGUUUGACUUUGAAUCGGUUGACCCGGGCAGCAGCGGAUCGCUAGAGUUAUACGCCGGUGCCAUUGAGAUGAACAUCACCAAGCAGGCCAACCGGACGGAUAUUGGAGGGCUGGGCAAGCAGAUCAAGCUGUACUGGCGCCCGUCGGCCGACACAAAAACCGGCUUCCUCGCCCGUUUCGCCGUGCUCACCGACGAGCCGAUCGUCGCCUCCACCACACGAAAACCCCACGAUGAAGAUAACGCAGCCCAAAAGCCCUUCUUUUUCCUGUUGCCCCUCGCCUAUUUUGUGGCCAUUUUGAUAAGCUAUUUC